Molecule: messenger RNA, 765 nt
Organism: Iphiclides podalirius (scarce swallowtail)
Lineage: Eukaryota; Metazoa; Arthropoda; Insecta; Lepidoptera; Papilionidae
Source: the annotation of a GenBank genome assembly
AUGUGCAAUACAAAAGUAUUGUCAGCAAUUUGUUUAUUCGUAGCUACUUUAACAACUAUUUAUGGAGCGGUCGACAUUGGCCAAUACUUACCCGUUUGUGAUCGGAAUUCUCCGGAAGUAAACGAAUGUCUGGUGGAAGCAGUGCGAAAGGGUCUCCUGGCUAUGAAAAGCGGAAUUAAGGAUUUAGGAGUGCCAGCUAUAGAUCCUUUCUAUCAAAAGGAAUUAAAAUUGGAAUACAACAACAAUCAGAUAACAGUUAAAAUGAUUGUAAGCGAAAUUUACGUAGAAGGCGUAACAGAAUCUACAGUGAAAGAUGUAAGAUUGCGCGCUGAAGAUGAGAGCUUCCUUCUGGAAAUAGAUAUGUUUACCUCGCAAAUAUUUUGCAAGGGACGCUAUAGCGGGGGAGGCAGUUUCAACGCAUUACGCAUAAACGCCACUGGGGAUUUCAACACAACCAUAAGUGACUUAACAUAUACUUGGAAACUAGAGGGAACUCCUGAAAAAGUUGACGGCGAAACCUAUGUAAAAAUUACUUCUUUCUACAUGCGACCCGACGUUGGCAACAUGGUCACACAUUUGACUAAUGAAAAUCCCGAUAGCAAAGAACUAACUGACCUGGGAAUUCGAAUUACAAACGAAAAUUGGAGACUUUUGUAUCGCGAGCUGCUACCAUUUGCUCAAAGUAACUGGAACAAGAUCGGAACACGUAUCGCUAACAAAAUCUUCCUGAAAGUACCAUACAAUCAAUUGUUCCCUGUCAAAUCG